GGGGGCUGCAGGAGAUAUCGACCUCCUCGACCUCUGCUUCAGCUGCUUGACUCAUUUGCAGGGCAGAGAUCAUUUUCGUUUUGCUCUCCACAGCAGUCAUGAACGGCACUGAAGGACCUCAUUUUUACGUGCCCAUGUCCAACAGGACGGGCCUGGUGCUCAGCCCGUUUGAGCACCCUCAGUACUACCUGGCUGAGCCGUGGAAGUACUCUCUUCUGGCUACCUACAUGCUGUUCCUCAUCAUCACCGCCUUCCCCAUCAACUUCCUCACUCUCUAUGUCACCGUCAAACACAAAAAACUCAGGACCCCGCUCAACUAUGUGCUGCUCAACCUGGCUGUAGCUGAUCUCUUCAUGGUGGUGGGCGGCUUCACUGUCACGCUCUACACAGCCCUGCAUGGAUACUUCAGCUUGGGCAUCACUGGCUGCAAUAUCGAAGGAUUCUUUGCCACCUUAGGAGGAGAGAUUGCUCUUUGGUCUCUGGUGGUUUUGGCUGUGGAGCGUUACUUUGUGGUGUGUAAACCAAUGAGCAACUUCCGCUUUGGAGAGAAACAUGCCAUUUCCGGGGUUGCAUUUACAUGGAUCAUGGCUUUGACCUGUGCAGCACCUCCACUAUUCGGAUGGUCACGGUACAUUCCAGAGGGAAUGCAGUGCUCCUGUGGGAUUGACUACUAUACCCCCAAGCCGGAAAUCAACAACACCUCAUUCGUCAUCUACAUGUUUGUCCUCCAUUUCUGCAUCCCGCUUGUCAUCAUCUUCUUCUGCUACAGUCGCCUGCUGUGCACCGUGCGAGCGGCUGCAGUCCAGCAGCAAGAGUCUGAAACCACCCAGCGAGCAGAGAAAGAAGUGACCCGCAUGGUCAUCGUCAUGGUGAUCUCCUUCCUGGUGUGCUGGGUUCCUUAUGCAACAGUGGCGUGGUACAUCUUUGCCAAUCAGGGAACCGAGUUUGGACCGGUGUUCAUGACAGCUCCAGCCUUCUUCGCCAAAUCUGCCACUUUAUACAACCCAGUUAUCUAUAUUCUGCUAAACAGACAGUUCAGGAACUGCAUGAUAACUACAGUGUGCUGCGGAAAGAACCCGUUUAAAGAGGAAGAUACCGUCGUGACUACCACCUUCAAAACCCAGUCUUCCUCCAUCUCCUCCAGCCAAGUGGCCCCUGCUUGAUCUUUUCUUUCAUCAUGUGUCUCUCUGCAGUUAGAGCUCUGCCUCUUGAUUCACCUGUCU
Thalassophryne amazonica is the source of this 1223-nucleotide messenger RNA. Its product is annotated as rhodopsin-like. The record is from RefSeq and is a predicted model, not a curated record. Gene Ontology annotation, biological process: visual perception; G protein-coupled receptor signaling pathway; phototransduction. Gene Ontology annotation, cellular component: membrane; photoreceptor outer segment. Bases 99 to 1163 code for a protein of 354 amino acids. Lineage: Eukaryota; Metazoa; Chordata; Actinopteri; Batrachoidiformes; Batrachoididae. The transcript is spliced from 5 exons. Gene Ontology annotation, molecular function: G protein-coupled receptor activity.